Daldinia caldariorum is the source of this 1079-nucleotide messenger RNA. RefSeq names its product ICMT-domain-containing protein. The coding region runs from base 188 to 958 and encodes 256 amino acids. Lineage: Eukaryota; Fungi; Ascomycota; Sordariomycetes; Xylariales; Hypoxylaceae. Gene Ontology annotation, biological process: C-terminal protein methylation. The record is from RefSeq and is a predicted model, not a curated record. Gene Ontology annotation, molecular function: protein C-terminal S-isoprenylcysteine carboxyl O-methyltransferase activity. Gene Ontology annotation, cellular component: membrane; endoplasmic reticulum. The transcript is spliced from 2 exons.
CCGAUUUGGUAUCGUAUCUUUUGUAUCUUAUCAACUUCACACAGCUACUUGAUCACUAGUUUUAAGUCCAUACAACAUACAGAUCAUGGAUUGGUUCCUACAGGUACCUCAUCUUUGUCCUUGAUAUCUUAGGUAGCUAAAGGACUUCGAGACGAUCAAAGGGAGAAAGGAGCUGUUUUGGAGCACAAUGGAGUCGCCGCCGGAUAGUCCCGUCGCGCAGAGCGCCCAGACGUCGCCCGAGAGGGCUUACUUCCCCGGCGGGCCCAAGGCGCUCGCGGGCAUCGCGAUCCGGUCAUUCUGCCUCGGCAUGGUGCUCGCCUCGUCCGCGAUCGCCAUGAUUUCGAUCCUGUUUUUCACGUCCUCGCCGCUGUGGCGCGUGCCGUUCUUCAUCGGCGCGCUAGCCAUGUUCCACUUCCUCGAGUUCUGGACCACGGCCAAGUACAACACGCCGGUCGCGAAUAUCGGCUCGUUCCUGCUGACGGCGAACUGGCCGGCCUACGCGAUCGCGCACGCGGCGGCGACGCUCGAGUGCCUCUUCACCAAGUUGCUGUUCCCGAACCGGAACUGGGCGCCGCCCUACAGCCGGUAUAUCAUCUUGCUGCUGGGGUUCAUACUGGUGUUUGUGGGGCAGUUCGUCCGCAGCGCGGCGAUGGGCCAGGCUGGACAGUCUUUCAAUCACACCAUACAACACCGUAAGAAGGACUCUCACAUGCUAGUUACUACGGGUAUCUACUCGUUUCUGCGCCAUCCGGCGUACUUUGGGUUCUUCUACUGGAGUAUUGGGACGCAGAUGGUACUGGGGAACCCGAUCUGUUUCAUAGGCUACACAAUUGUCCUGUGGAAGUUCUUUUCUAGCAGGGUGAAGCACGAGGAGGCACUCUUGGUGCGGUUCUUUGGGGAGGAAUACGUAAAUUACAAGAACAGAGUUGGAACUAUGAUACCAUUUGUCGGGACCUGAAUAGUUUUAGCUGAUACAUACCUACCUGUAUCUAGACCUAGGUAGAUGGUUAAUAUUCUAAGCUACCUACAGUAGUAUCUUAUGUAUAACUCGUAAAUACAGCAAGCUUGAUUUAGUUGUA